Molecule: messenger RNA, 1011 nt
Organism: Suillus bovinus
Lineage: Eukaryota; Fungi; Basidiomycota; Agaricomycetes; Boletales; Suillaceae
Exons: 8
Coding region: 1-1011 (336 amino acids)
Source: RefSeq, a predicted model, not a curated record
AUGGCUUCAAACAUAUCAUUAGAUGCUGCGUGUUUACUGUCAUUAGCACUGGAGGGCGUGGCAUAUGGUUUUUCAAUCCUCAUGUUUAUUGGUACUAUCUGGGCUUUGGCCUACAAACAGCGCAUACAGGAUGUCAGUCGCCCAAUCAUUAUGGUGGCCAUCCUGCUGUUCAUACUGAGUACUGCGCACAUGAUCGUGAAUAUCAUUCGUGUUGAAGAUGGACUGGUGAAGUAUCGCGACACAUUCCCGGGUGGGCCAGUGGCGUUCUUUGCCGACCCUUCUCAAUACACAUUUACGAUUGGGAAUGUGUUAUACGGCUUGCAAACUUUACUGGGUGACGGGGUAUUGAUUUAUCGCUGUUAUGUUGUAUGGCAAUCAGUCUGGGUCAUUGUCGUACCGAGCAUGCUGUGGUGCAGUAUUGUAGUGACUGGUGUUGCUAGCAACUACACUUUUUCGCAAAUCAAAAGUGACUCCAGUCAAAUCUAUCAAAACGAGCGUGUGGUACUUGUACAUUGGGUUAAUGCAUUUUACAUCUCGACUAUUGCAACAAAUUUGUUGAGUUCAGCGUUACUUGCAUAUCGCAUCUGGAACAUCGAACGUGCUGUCUCUGGAGUUCGUGUCGGGAAGAACAAUAUGAUGCCAAUCGCGCGCCUGCUUGUGGAUUCUGCUGUUUUGUACUCUGUGGCGCUCUUGAUCGCAUUGAUCACUAAUGCACUUUCGAACGAUGGACAGCUUGUUAUACAGGAAAUGCUCACGCCCAUCAUAUCGAUCACCUUCUAUAUGAUCCUUAUUCGUGUUGUAAUCAACAGAAAGCACAGUCAUCUCUCGACUAUGGGCCCGGGAAUGACCAAUGCAACAGACACAGGCACUUUGCAGCGGUAUCCUAUGCGGCCCUUGCAAUUUUAUAGAUCCAAAUUCACGCGCUCGAACCUGACGCUGCAAAGACUAGGCGAAGACCUUCCCAAGCAAAACGAUGUGGGGGCACGUAAACAUUCCCAGGCUGUGGCAUAA